This is a messenger RNA of Cryphonectria parasitica EP155, 891 nucleotides long. RefSeq names its product P-loop containing nucleoside triphosphate hydrolase protein. Gene Ontology annotation, molecular function: ATP binding; ATP hydrolysis activity. Gene Ontology annotation, biological process: protein insertion into mitochondrial inner membrane from matrix; mitochondrial respiratory chain complex III assembly. The annotation marks the transcript as partial. Lineage: Eukaryota; Fungi; Ascomycota; Sordariomycetes; Diaporthales; Cryphonectriaceae. Gene Ontology annotation, cellular component: mitochondrial inner membrane. The transcript has a single exon. The record is from RefSeq and is a predicted model, not a curated record.
CUAAGUAUCAGCUGUUACGGGCGCGAUCCUCAAUUGCUCCGGGAUCUGGUCGAAGACGCUGUGGCGAUGCACAGAUCAUCCACGAUGCACAGAGUCUCCGUCUAUAGACGCCAGAACAGGGCUCCAUCUUGGAUUCACGCCUCGGAUAUUCCGCCGCGGUCGCUCGACACGGUAGACAUGGACCAAAACUUGAGAGACGAGAUUCUGGAUGACCUCAAUACCUUCCUCUUGAGCAGAGUUUGGUAUCUCUCCCGAGCCGUGCCCUACCGACGGAGCUACAUGUUCGAAGGCCCACCGGGUACCGGCAAAUCGAGCCUGGUGCAUGCCUUAGCGAGCUUCUUUCACUUGCCAAUCUACAUCUUCAACAUACGCGGUAAAGCUAUCAGCGAGGAUUCUUUGGCUAUGCUGUUCGACGAUCUGCCGGUCUACUGUCUUCUAUUACUGGAGGACAUAGACGCCGCCGGGUUAGGUUCGCGCCAUAUCAAUAACGCCAUGUCUCCCGAGGACCCACCAUCCGCAGCUGGAGAGAGUGAGGACGGUGCUUGCCUGACGCUCGCCGGCCUCCUGAACCUACUUGACGGCGUAGCUGCAGUCGAGGGCCGCGUCGUCGUCAUGACAAGUAACUGCAUCGACAAGCUUGACCCAGCCCUCAUCCGUCCCGGCCGCAUCGACAAGGUUAUCUCGUUUUGUCUAGCGACGGACGCACAGGCUGCUGCUAUCUUUCGCCGCCUGUACAAGGACGACCCGCAGGCUACGGCGGAACUGGCGGAGGAGUUCGGUAGAAGGUUUGGCAGCAAGGUUUUCAGUCCAGCUGCUAUUCAGUCCUACAUCUUGAAGAGAAUGGGGGAGCCCGAGAAGGCUCUACAGGAGGCAGACAAUUGGAUCAAGGAG